Messenger RNA from Closterium sp. NIES-65, 1260 nucleotides. NCBI's taxonomy places the organism in Eukaryota, Viridiplantae, Streptophyta, Zygnematophyceae, Desmidiales, Closteriaceae. The record is from the annotation of a GenBank genome assembly.
AUGGUCGUGGACGUGGACAUGGAAGUGGACGUGGUCGUGGUCGUGGUCGUGGACAUGGACGUGGACGUGGACGUGCACAUGGACGUGCACGUCGACGUGGACGUGGUCAUGGACGUGGACGUGGACGUGGACGUAGACGUGGACAUGGUCGUGGACAUGGACGUGGAAGUGGACGUGGUCGUGGUCGUGAACAUGGACGUGGACGUGGACAUGGACGUGGACGUGGACGUGGAUGUCGACGUGGACAUGGACGUGGACGUGGAUGUGGACGUGGACGUGGACGUGGACAUGGACGUGGACGUGGACAUGGACGUGGACGUGGACGUGGACGUGGACAUGGUCGUGGACAUGGACCUGGACGUGGACGUGGACGUGGACGUGGACAUGCACGUGGACGUGGACGUGGACAUGGACGUGGACGUGGACGUGGACGUCGACAUGGACGUGGACAUGGAUGUGGACGUGGACGUGGACGUGGACGUGGACGUGGACGUGGACGUGGACGUGGACAUGGACCUGGACGUGGACGUGGACGUGGACGUAGACAUGGACGUGGACGUGGACGUGGACAUGGACGUGGACGUGGACGUGGACAUCGACGUGGACGUGGACGUGGACAUGGAUGUGGACGAGGACGUGGACGUGGAGGACUUGGACGUGGACAUGGACGUGGACGUGGACGUGGACGUGGACAUGGACGUGGACGUGGACAUGGACGUGGACGUGGACGUGGAUGUGGACGUGGACGUGGAUGUGGACGUGGACGUGGACGUGGACGUGGACGUGGACAUGGACAUGGACGUGGACGUGGACGUGGACGUGGACGUAGACGUGGACAUGGACAUGGACGUGGACGUGGACGUGGACGUCGACAUGGACAUGGACGUGGACAUGGACAUGGACAUGGACGUGGACAUGGACAUGGACAUAGACGUGGACAUGGACAUGGACAUGGACAUGGACAUGGACAUGGACGUGGACAUGGACAUGGACAUGGACAUGGACGUGGACGUGGACGUGGACGUGGACAUGGACGUGGACGUGGACAUGGUCGUAGACAUGGACCUGGACGUGGACGUGGACGUGGACGUGGACAUGGACGUGGACGUGGACGUGGACGUGGAUGUGGACCUGGACAUGGACGUGCACGUGGACGUGGACGUCGACGUGGACGUGGACGUGGACGUGGACGUGGUCUUGAACAUGGACCUGGACGUGGACGUGGACAUGGAUGGGACAUGGUUGUGGACGUGGACGUAG